AUUGACGUCAUUGGUUCUCUAAAGGGAAAAAGAAGGUGUGGGAUUCUGCCGAUCGUGUCUUCAAGACCGACUGAUCGGAUUGUUGUUCUGGUUUAUGUUUUCAAUCUGAGGGGCAUUCUAUCAUUUAAAGCAGUUGUUCGUGGAAACAAGUGAUCCGGGAUGGCGGAACCAAACGCCAGAUAUCAGCAGCUGACCAAUGAGGAGGAGUCAGAGCAAGUUCCACAGCAGGCAGCAGCCGAUGCCCCGCCCCCAUACAGUUGCGUUUCUGCAGAAAAUGCUGCUUACUUUGACCUCAAGGACGACGGAGCCUUCCCCAAGCCCCCCUCCUACAACGUGGCCACAACGCUGCCAUCCUACGAUGAGGCGGAACGGACCAAGGCUGAGUCGACAGCCGUUCCCGUGCCACUCACGCAGCACAGGGAGUGUCUGGAGACGAUCGAUGAUGUCAUUCGCAGUUCGCUGGAGGAUGAGGACUUUGGGACCAGGGAGGACAUAGAGGACAGCGACCAGCUCAGGAUAGGAAACGACGGCAUCUUCAUGUUGACCUUCUUCAUGGCACUGCUGUUCAAUUGGAUCGGGUUCUUCCUGUCCUUCUGCCUGACCUCCUCUGCUGCCGGCCGCUACGGGGCCAUCUCAGGCUUUGGCUUGUCACUCGUCAAAUGGAUCCUCAUUGUUCGGUUCUCAAGCUACUUCCCCAGUUACUUUGACGGCCAGUACUGGCUGUGGUGGGUCUUCCUGGUGCUGGGGUUCCUGCUCUUCCUCAGAGGCUUCAUCAACUACGCACGCGUCCGCAAGAUGGCCGACUCCUUCACCACGCUACCCCGAACCCGCGUCCUCUUCAUCUACUGAGAAUCCCUUCUCUUCAUCUUCUUCGUGUCUCUGGCCUGUCUUUGAUUUAUUAUCAUGAAUGACGUAACUUCAUCAAACACACGGCUGUAACAUCUAGUUUGAUCCUUUCUUUUCGCCAUGUGAUUCUCUGGAAAAUACGUGUGUGUGUGUGUGUGUGUGUGUGUGUGUGUGUGUGUGUGUGUGUGUGUGUGUGUGUGUGUGUGUGUGUGUGUGUGUGUGUGUGUGUGUGUGUGUGUGUGUGUGUGUGUGUGUGUGUGUGUGUGUGUGUGUGUGUGUGUGGGGUCUAAAUAAUGCCUUAUCUCUACUAUAUUGUAUAUAGCUACAUGUAAAUGUCUGUAGAGACGCAUGUACUGCUCCUCUGCACCAGAGGGCAGUCUUGUUGCGUGUUUGCCCCUAUAGUGCUUGUUAAAGACCCGGUCUUUGAUGACUCUCGGCCUCUGGACCAACACAUUGGAGGGCUAGGUGUAUUAGUUAAGGGUACUAAGUAAUAUAUUCCAUAUACAUGAAGUUACUGUACUUUCAUUGAUAUUUAGGAGUGAUAGUUGAUUGCGGGAUGUUUCCACUGUGGCCCUGGUAUACCAAACAGCUGAGAGCAUUAGCAGAUGUUUGCAGCUGAGCUGUGUCACCUCAAAGCAGCUAUCGAUUCAUUUACAGAACCUAUUCCAUCACGGUGGAAGACCCAGAAAAUCGUUUUUUUCUUUUGUUGUAUUUUCAAACUAAUAGUCACGCAAGCAAAGUUAUCCAAAUAUAAGUGAUACAUAAUCAAACUAGAAGAGAUCUAUAAGAUUUGUGUUGUGGUGGACUGGAGUAGAAAAGAACUUCCCAGGAUCUGUUUCUGUUAUAUAUGCUUUUUCUUUUGAGUUUCCAGUGAAUCCCGUGGUGGAAUCAAAAUGGUGGUUUUAGGUCACUAUUUGAGAGAGCGUCACUGGCAAUGAAGAACGGCAAACACUGAAAAGCUUUUAUUUUCUUCUCAUGGUGUAUUGAUAAAUGAAUAAAUUCACAAUUUCAAUGAUGAAA
Gadus macrocephalus (Pacific cod) is the source of this 1866-nucleotide messenger RNA. Its product is annotated as NEDD4 family-interacting protein 1-like. Gene Ontology annotation, molecular function: WW domain binding. Gene Ontology annotation, cellular component: endoplasmic reticulum; perinuclear region of cytoplasm; Golgi apparatus. The record is from RefSeq and is a predicted model, not a curated record. Bases 160 to 849 code for a protein of 229 amino acids. Lineage: Eukaryota; Metazoa; Chordata; Actinopteri; Gadiformes; Gadidae. The transcript is spliced from 8 exons. Gene Ontology annotation, biological process: ubiquitin-dependent protein catabolic process; positive regulation of protein ubiquitination; vacuolar transport.